AUAGGCAUCGAGGUAAAUAAAGUACACUGUGAACAUUAAGCAGCUCCUAAUGUGGCUCUCCCUAUCUGGGGGCUCCUUUUUUUAAAAUGUGUUUUUAUAUGUUUCCCCCGCCCCUUCUCAAUGUCCUUUAACUGGUGUGGUGCGGCAAGAAAGAUUACACAAAUCUACUGUGAUGUUUCUCAGGAGAUAGCUCUUUGACCCUCUUCGACAUUUUUCUUUGUUGAUCCUGGUGAACUGAUUUUUUUGAAGCAGACGCUAAAAAAAUAUCGCAUCCAGUCGACUUGGACAAGUACCAAUAACUUUAAAAGUUGCACGGUAUAUGUAGGUGAACGGCAUUUGAAACGAUGUAUAACAUGCAACCACUUACAUUAUAAAAACGUAUGACGAAGUCCUGCAUCAAACUUCACAGAUUUGCUAUUUUAGUUUAGAUAAGUUACAGGUUUGAGUUUCACCAACAGCCAGUGGAUUUUGCUAUAUUGAUGAGGUAUUGGGUGAAUCAGCAAUAUUCUUGAAAAUACUCUUUGUGUUUUUUUUUUUGGAAGUGUGUAAAACCAGCGACUGACAAACGGUGCCGGGGGUUUUGAAGUAAAUAGCGAGGAGUUAGACGUCCCAUGGUAAUACCCCACAAUGCGAUUGGUGUGAAUGAAACGUACCGUUCGUUCCCCGUUGCUGUUGUCCCAAGCGACCAGCUCCGCCUCCGGGCUACCAGUGACAAUUGAUUCGCCUGAUACUUGAUAGGGGGGGGGGGGGGGGAUCGGCCACUUGAGAGGUGCUGCAAUUAACUUUAUUUUAAAGAGACAUACAUUUCUUGCAUCCCCAUAAAACUAAAGUAUGUGAAAUCAAACGCGAUGGCUCGCCUUGUGUUGCUGCUGCUCUGGGUGCUCCGAGGUCCCGUUUUCUGUGCUGACCAGGACUGCCCCAAGCUCUGCAGCUGCGGAACGGAUAAUCAGAUCAUUUGCCAGGACGGCAAAGUCGAUCAUGUCCCAAAUGACUUUCCCAGAGGCUUCAGCAAGCUGAUAUUUAAAUACACCAGUCUGCACAUCAUUCCAAGUGGAGCGUUCUUUGGACUCAACAACCUAACAAGCAUCUGGGUGUUACAGAAUGAAGCUUUGGAGAAUAUUGAAGAAAACACUUUUGUCAAUCUACCAAAACUUAAUGAAAUAAUAAUUGAUAAAGCCAAACUGCUUGUGCAUAUUGAUCAAGGAGCAUUUAGAAAUCUUCCACAGUUAAGAUACAUGACUAUUACAAACACUGGCAUUGGGUACUUCCCUGAUAUCACAAACAUACAUUCUGAAGAUUUUAUCCUUCUUGAAUUCCGAGAUAAUGUAAACAUGCACAUCAUUCCAUCUAAUGCUUUCCAAGGAUUAAGCAGUGGGACAUUAAAUAUAAAGUUGAUUAAUAAUGACCUCACAGAAGUACAAGGUCAUGCAUUUAAUGGAACAGAUUUGGGUCAGCUCAAUCUCUCAGGUAAUCAAAAUCUGCAGAAUUUACAUGAUGAUGUCUUCGUGGGAGCAACAGGACCCACUGUUCUGGAUAUUUCCAGGACCAGCAUUAGUGUGCUUCCAACUCAUGGCUUGAAAUUUGUUAAGAAGCUCAUAGCUCAGUCCACUGCCAACUUAAAAAAGCUGCCAUCUCUGGACAACUUUGUCGAACUAAGAGAGGCCAGCAUGACAUAUCCAAGCCACUGCUGUGCAUUUCAAAAUGAAAAUGCCAAGAAGAAAAAUGAAAUACAGUGGUCUGCAGUUUGUAACAAGCUCUAUAACAAUAUCAGCUCCCAAAAGGAAUCUGAGAAUAGUUGGCUGCUUUCAAAAAGAUCUUUGCAGAUGAACUCAACAUUUCCUCAAGAAUAUGCCUUCAUUGACAAUGAGGCAUGGUUUGACUUAAAUGACGAUGAACCUUCCUUUGACUAUGGUUUCUGCACAAAUGUGGAUGUAAUCUGUAAUCCAAAAGCUGAUGACUUCAAUCCCUGUGAAGACAUUGUGGGAAAAGACAUUCUAAGGGUCAUAAUUUGGCUAAUGAAUAUUCUCGCUAUUGUGGGGAACAUUGCUGUUCUCAUAGUCUUAUUAACCAGUCGCUAUAAACUUACAGUCCCGCGGUUUCUAAUGUGUAACUUGGCCUUUUCCGACUUUUGUAUGGGUCUCUAUUUGUUGCUGAUUGCUUCUGUGGAUAUCCGAACCAAAGGCCGCUACUAUAACUAUGCCAUAGACUGGCAGACUGGUGCGGGCUGUGCCUCUGCUGGGUUCUUCACCAUUUUUGCCAGUGAGCUCUCAGUGUAUACACUGACUGCGAUCACCCUAGAGAGGUGGCACACAAUAACUUAUGCCAUGCAGUUGGACAGAAAGCUUUGUCUGAGGCAUGCCAUUGUGAUCAUGAGUGGGGGUUGGAUAUUUUCAUUCACUGUUGCAGUGCUCCCUCUUAUUGGGAUCAGUAAUUAUCGAAAGGUGAGCAUCUGCCUCCCUAUGGACAUAAACUCCCCAGUCUCACAAGCUUACAUCAUUUUCAUUUUGAUAUUAAAUGUUAUUGCAUUUCUACUCAUUUGUUUCUGCUACAUUAAAAUCUACCUAACUGUUCGUAACCCCAACUUUAUUUCUACAAAUAGCGAUACAAAAAUCGCCAAACGUAUGGCUGUGCUAAUCUUUACAGAUUUCAUUUGCAUGUCACCAAUAUCUUUCUUUGCCAUUUCAGCAGCUCUGAAGGUUCCUUUUAUCACAGUGUCCAACUCCAAGAUCCUCCUGGUUCUGUUUUACCCAAUCAAUUCCUGUGCCAAUCCCUUCCUGUACGCCAUUUUCACAAAGACAUUUCGCCGAGAUUUCUAUAUUCUUUUAAGCAGGUUUGGUUGUUGUGAAAUGAAAGCUCAGCUUUACAGAACAGAAACAACAUCAUCCAUUCAUAAUUCCAAUGUAAGAAACGGUGCUCUGGCCACAGCAACUCAGUUUGGUCAAGGGAUGGCUUACACAGAGCUUCAGGUAGCUAAUCAUCGUCGGCUGCAAGAAGCUCAAUCUCAGUUCAUGAGAGUCCCAUCAAACAAUUAGGGGAAAACUACAUUAUUAUUUGACGGGAUGUGUGAUGAGAAUUUGUGUUGUGAACCCAUAAAUAAUCCAGUCCCCGGAUCAUCUCCAGUACCUUCUUGAUAAAAUAUCAGAAUUUAUGAUCCAUACCGACGCACCAGGAACCCAAGCCUUAGGGUAACAACAUUUUAAUAUGUCUUUGCAACUGUGCUCUCACUACUAAAUUGUGGUGAAUUUUACAGGGAUGGACAGUGGUUGUACAAUGUGGGAUGAGCAUCAUUUACUGUAAAUGAAAGCUAUCAAUUUUUUUUUAAUAUUCCUAUGCGAUUUGAAUAACCUUCAGAGACUCUUUUGUCCAAACAGGUUAUUAAUAUCAUAAAUGCACUUGAGCUACUUUCUCAAUAUAUAAUUUGCUCAAGGUUUUACCAGGUUUCCUUGUUAUUUAUAGUCUUAAUGUAAAUUUGUGAUAUUAUACUGCAGUUGUAUUUGAAAAAAAAAUGCUCAACAAAAACUGUCUUAUCUGUUCCUGAGGUUAAAUGUUUAACUCUUACAUCAGGAAAAUCUGUUGCAAUUGCAACACUUAAAAAAACAUACUCAAUAGUGAAGACUUAAUGUUCAUUACCAAUCAAUGAUUGAUAAUUACCUGAUCAGUGUUGUGUUUUAUGUAAGUAUAAGUGUCAGUCAAAUGUUCUAUUGUUAUUGAUUGAGGGUAUUACAUUUUAGUCAUAGAGCUAUGCAGCACAGAAACAGGCCUUUCGGCCCAACUUGUCCAUGCCGGCUAAGACGUUUAUCUGAGCUCAUCUCAUUUGUCUGCAUUUGCUCCAUAACUUCUAAAUCAAUUUUAUUUCUGUGCCUAUCCAAAUGUCUAUUAAACAUUGUAUUAAUACCAACCUCUACAACACACUCUGGCAGCUCAUCACACCACCCUCUACCAGAAACAGUUGCCCUUCAGGUCCCUUUUAAAUCUUCCCCCUCUUACCUUCAAACUGUGGAGUCUAGAGUGAUAGAGGCAUAGAGGGAUACAGUGUGGAAACAGGUCCUUUGGCCCAACUUGCUCACACCGGCCAACAAUGUCCCAACUACACUAGUCCCACUUGCCUGCGCUUGGUCCAUAUCCCUCCAAACCUGUCCUAUUCAUGUACCUGUCUAACUGUUUCUUAAACGAUGGCAAAGUACCAGCCUCGAUUACCUCCUCUGGCAUCUUGUUCCAUAUACCCACCACCCUUUGUAUGUAAAGGUUACCCCUCAGAUUCCUAUUAAAUCUUUUUCCCUGCUUCCUCUGGACCUCGAUUCCCCUACUCUAGGCAAGAGACUCUGUGCAUCUACCCGAUCUAUUCCUCUCAUGAUUUUGUAGACCUCUAUAACCGCUCAUCCUCCUGCGCUCCAUGGAUUAGAGACUCAGCCUACUCAACCUCUCCCUAUAGCUUACACCCAGUCUUGGCAACAACCUCGUAAAUCUUUUCUGAACCCUUUCAAGCUUCACAUUACCUUUCCUAUAACACGGUGCCCAAAACGGAAAACAAUGUUCUAAAUGCAGUCUCACUAAUGUCUUAUACAACUGCAACAUGGCCUCCCAACUUCUAUACUCAACACUCUUAUCUACCUGCGACUCUACUUUCAAGGAACCAUGCACCUGUACUAGUUUUAGAAUUCCCUACCCUGGGAAAGAGGUCUGUGAUCAUCCACCUUAUCUAUGCCCCUCUUAAUUUCAUAUACCUCUGUAAGGUCAGCCUUCAAUUACCUGUUCCAGAGAAAGAAAAUUACCUAUAUUAAUAUACCUAGCCUGUUAAACUGUUAAGACCAGCAGAGUUAAAAUGUUCUGCUGUUUACUGUGCAAGUCCUGCCCUUGUUUAACUUGCCAAAAUGUGACACCUCACACUUGUCCAAGUUCAAAUCCAUCUGUUGAUCCUUGGUCCAUUUUCCCAGUUCAUCUAGAUGCUGUUGUAGCCUUAAACAGCAUUCAUCACUUUCACCUGCAAUCCCAGUUUUGGUUUCACCCACAAAAUGACUCACCGUGUUAACAUGGUCAUCCAAAUUGUUCAUGCAGAUGACCACACAGAUCCCUGCAUCACACCACCAGUCACAAGCCUCAAUCUAAGCAACAACCUUCCACUAUCACCCUCUGACUCCUUCCACCAAGUUAAUAUUGUAUCCAAUUGGCUAGCUCACUCUGGAUCUCAUGUGAUCUAACCUUCCAGGUUAGUUUACCAUGUUAGACCUUGUCAAAAGCCUUGCUAAAGUGCACAUGCACUACCUCCACCACUCUGCUCUCCUCAAUUCUCGGCCACCUCUUCAAAAUACUCAGAUUUGUGAGAUGAUUUCCCAUGCACAAAGUCAUACUGAUUAUUCCUAAUCAGACCUUCCCUUUACAAACCCCUUGAAGAGUUUCGGCCCGAAACGUUGCCUAUUUCCUUCGCUCCAUAGAUGCUGCUGCACCCGCUGAGUUUCUCCAGCAUUUUUAUCUACCUUCCCUUUUCAAAUACAGGCAAAUUCUAUCCCUCAGAAUUCAUUUCUGUAACUUUCCUUCCUUUGCUUUAGGAUUUCUGUUGAGGGAAAGACAAAUCAGAAAGGGUAGAAACAUAGAAAAUAGGUGCAGGAGGCCAGCACCGCCAUUCAAUGUGAUCAUGGCUGAUCGUCCCCUAUCAAUAAACCGUGCCUGCCUUCUCCCCAUAUCCCUCGACUCCACUAGUCCCUAGAGCUCUAUCUAACUCUCUCUUAAAUCCAUUCAGUGAUUUGGCCUCCACUGCCAUCUGUGGCAAGGAAUUCCAUAAAUUCACAACUCUGGGUGAAAAAGAUUUUUCACACCUCAGUCUUAAAUGACCCCUUUAUUCUGGAUACUUUAUUCUCAGUACUUGCUCUUGAUUCCAAUCUAAUAAAUUUAAGAUAACAAGACUACAAUCAUGAAUAAUUUGGGAGAGAUAGUUAGUUUCCAGAAAUCUCAAUGUAAUAUUCAGAAAUACAAAGGAUAGAGAAGAAAUUAAACUUGUUUGCAGAUUUUUAAAAUUGUAAUUAUAUAAUUAAAGUUGCUUUAUGUACAUUUUGCAAAUACUCAGUUGAAUAGAUUGGGAUUUUUUUUUGUUUUUUUAAUUGUCCAGAUUUUGUUCCUGUUGAUUGGAAAUAUUUGAUCAACACCUUGGAUACCUGUGGUGAUACAUUGUCUUUGAGAAUGUUGGUGUAGAAUAUCAUGCCAGAUUGGUCAGUGUAUUUGCAUAGGGAUUUACAAAAGAGUGCAGUGGUUUAGGGGAAGUUCUUGGUUUGGCUGCAGCUGCUUAUGUCAUGCACGAUUGCAUUAUUAACAGUAUUUCAAUCAAACUCACCUUUCCUGAUCUUGCUGUCUCGAUCACAGCGGGCAGACUAUCAACUGAUGUCUAUUAUAAACCUACUAACUCCCACAGUUAUUUGGACUAUGCUUCCUCCCACCCUGCCUCUUGCAAAUAAGCUUUUCCCUCCUCUCAAUUCCUUCAUUUCAACCGCAUCUGCUCCCACGAUUAGACUUUCUGUUCUAGGACAUCCGGGAUGUCUACUUCAUUUAAUAAAGGUGCUUUCUCCUUUCUGUCAUAGAUGGAUCCCUCACCCACAUUGCCUCUGUGUCCCAUACUUCUGCUCUUGCUCCCCUUCCCCCAGACAGAACAAGGACAUGGUUCCCCUGGUCUUCACCUUUCACCCCACCAGCCUCUGUAUCCAACACAUCAUCCUCUGACAUUUUCGUCACCUCCAACGUGACCCACCAAUAAUCACAUCUUCCCAUCUCCAUCCAUGUCCGCCUUCCGCAGAGACUACUCCCUCUGCAACUCCUUGGUUCACAUAUCCUUUCCCACCCAAGCUAACCCAUCCACAGAUUAUUUCACCUGCAACCACAGAAGAAGUAACAUCUAUACCUCCUCCCUUGCCUUCAUACACCAACCCCAGCAGUCCUUUCAGGUGAGACAGAGGUUCACAUACACCUUCUGUAAAUUCAUCUACUGCAUCCAGUGUUCCCGAUGUAGGCUCCUGUACAUUGUCGAGACAAAGCAGCGACUCGGCGAUCGUUUGGCUGAACAUGUGCUCGGUCCACCAAGGCAUACGGGAUCUCCCGGUUGCUAACCCUUUUAACUCCUCUGCCCAUUCCCACACUGACAUUUCUGUCCUGGGCCUCCUUCAUUGCCAGAGUGAGGCUAUUGUAAAUUUGAGAUACAGCACCUCAUAUCCCGCUUGGAUAGCUUACAACUCAACAAUAUGAACAUUGAAUUAUCCAAUGGUAGGUAACCCCUCACUAAC
Leucoraja erinaceus (little skate) is the source of this 7265-nucleotide messenger RNA. Its product is annotated as lutropin-choriogonadotropic hormone receptor-like. Gene Ontology annotation, molecular function: G protein-coupled receptor activity; follicle-stimulating hormone receptor activity. NCBI's taxonomy places the organism in Eukaryota, Metazoa, Chordata, Chondrichthyes, Rajiformes, Rajidae. Gene Ontology annotation, cellular component: membrane. The record is from RefSeq and is a predicted model, not a curated record. Gene Ontology annotation, biological process: follicle-stimulating hormone signaling pathway; male gonad development. The transcript is spliced from 10 exons. The coding region runs from base 849 to 3032 and encodes 727 amino acids.